This is a messenger RNA of Carassius auratus (goldfish), 2973 nucleotides long. It is a transcript of the gene vwa5b1, whose product is annotated as von Willebrand factor A domain containing 5B1. The coding region runs from base 1 to 2715 and encodes 904 amino acids. The record is from RefSeq and is a predicted model, not a curated record. The transcript has 14 exons. NCBI's taxonomy places the organism in Eukaryota, Metazoa, Chordata, Actinopteri, Cypriniformes, Cyprinidae.
AUGGUUGUGAUUCUGAAAAGUCUUUUCCCAGCAUGCUUAUUCAACAUAGUGGGCUUCGGAUCCAAGUUCAAGACGCUGUUUUCCACCAGCCAGAGCUAUGAUGAGGAGAGCUUGGCGUUGGCUUGUGAGCAUGUGAAGAAGAUCCGGGCUGACAUGGGCGGCACAAACAUACUGGCUCCUCUCAACUGGAUCCUGCGGCAGCCCAUGCAGAGAGGUCAUCCUCGCCUGCUCUUCCUCCUGACCGAUGGAGCCGUCAGUAACACGGGGAAAGUUAUUGAGCUGCUCCGCAGCCACGCCAGGUUCACCAGGUGUUACACAUUCGGGAUAGGCCAGGGUGCGUGCAGAAGGCUGGUUUUAGGACUGGCCGCUGUUUCCAGAGGCACAGCUGAGUUCCUGGCAGAAGGAGAACGACUGCAGCCCAAGAUGAUUAAGUCGCUGAAGAAGUCCAUGACAUCAGUACUGACUGACAUCUCCAUCGAGUGGCUGUAUCCUGAGACAAAGGAGAUCCUGCUCUCUCCAGUGGGGAUGACCUGUCUGUUCCCUGGGGACCGGCUGAUUGGAUACAGCGUGGUCUGUGACACCUCCAGAUAUCACUCCAACCCCAAAUCAGACAAACGGAGGCGGUACAGUAUGAUGCGUUCCAACGAGUCGGCCAGUUCAGUGUUCUAUCACUCUCAAGAGGAGGAUGCUGGGAAGGUGUCCUCUGACGGUCAAGUCGGUCAAGUCGGCUCGCUGUUUGACAGUUGCCAGGAGACCAUGUCUGAGAGCAGUCCUGUCGUCACAGAGCAAGACAUUAUGGGAACUGACAUAGCCACCUCUCCACGAAGACGUGCUUACAGCACCAAUCAGAUUGUAGAUUACAACCCCAUGAAGAAGGCCUACACCCCCAGUGACCCCAGCUCAGUGGUGGGCAAAAACCCCCUUAGAAGAGCAAAAGUUCAGGAACUCAUAGGACAGACACAUCCUGACCACGGAAAUCAGUGGAAAAUGGACUACCAGCCACAGUUGGCCAGCCUGUGUGCCACAUCCUCAAGAGGACGUCCCGUUACUGCUCACAAACCUCCAGCGCAGCAACCAGAGGGUCUCCAGGGGGAGUCUAAGGUGGAUCAGACCCAUCCCGGCCCAGUCGUGGAAGACGGCUCCAGGUCUUCAACUGAUCACUGUUCAACUGACAGCCCUUCUUUAGGCAGCACCGGUGAUGCAGAUGGUUACACGCAUCAGCUUUGCGAAGUCGAAACGCCCCAGGAUCCUCACGCGCCGGAAUUCAAGGCCAGUCUGGGAAAGGGAGAUUGCAAAGUGGUCAUAUCAGGACUGCUGUGCGGGAAGCCCAUGAGAUGGGAGGUGGCCUUUGACAUCCAGCCUUACCUGAAAGGCCGAGAGCGGGAGGAGAAAGUUCACGAGGACCUGUGGAACGAAACCUUCCAUCACCUGGCGGGAAGCUCCAUUAUUCAAGACUUUGAACACAUGGCGGAUAAAGAGUGUGAGAUUGAGCAUGGUUCUGGGAGAAGGUACCAGCUUUAUGCCAUCCACACAAGCAAAGCCUGCAACAUCUUGAGCAAAUACACAGCGUUUGUUCCUAUCGAUCUGGACAGCAAUGAAUAUUUGCCCACCUGCAUUGAGUACAGCCAUCCCGGGGAGCAUCAUAAACGAAGUUCGCACUGCAGUUCUCGUUCCAGCAGCAGGAAGAACCGUGCUUACUCUGUGGGUCUGGGUCGCUCGCAAUCGGGAGGUUUGCCUGGGCAAGAUGAUGCAGCGUUAUGUUACAACGAUUCAUCCCAACCCCCCUGCAAAACACCCUCAUCCUCCAGCUGGGACCGAUGUAGUUCUUCUGAAGCCUCUCAAAGGAGUUCAUCGGUGACCUCCGACCCUUCGCAGAGAUCAGUCGAGAGCCUUUUCUCUGCCAGCAAGCUGAGCCUGAGCAGGACACGUCUCCUGACGAAAGCCGCCAGGGGCUUCAUGAGCCGGUCGCAGAGCAAAAUCUGCAACUCCAUGGGAGAGAGCGAAAAUGACAACAAGGACUACAUCCCUCUGGUGUCAUUGCAGCUGUCCUGUGGGGCGUUCAUGUUGGACAGUGCCUUGUGUGAUGCCAUCAACGUGCCCAUGGACAAGCUGAAGUGGACGUCGCCCUUCACCAGCCACAGACUCAGCCUUACUCAUGUGUCCCACUCUGGUUCCCGGCGCUCUGAGAGUCUGGAGGUCCACCACGGCUCCUCGCCUCCUCCAAAAGACUUAGACUUCAACUCUGAAUGUGAGGAGUUGGUAUCCCACACAUCUUCAUCCUCAUUCCAGGCCCGGAGCCCUCGGAUGGAGGGCGAGCCUUCGUUGUGGAGUGGCUUCUCGUCGAUGUCGACCAAAGCCCCGCCAUCGCCUAUCAACUCUUUGUAUGACAGCGGACGGGGGUCUGAGACUGAAAUUGCAGAGACAGCCCUGCCGGGUUCACCCGGGAUCCUGCGAAGGGCCGUGCAAGACCCCGAGGGGAUGGUGUGGGCGACUGCUGUUGCUCUGGCCUGGCUGGAACACAGUUCGGCAAGUUAUUUCAUUGAGUGGGAGAUGAUCGCCGCCAAGGCCAGCAUGUGGCUAGAUGAACAGAUCGUCCCAGAGGGCCGAGACCUGGCGUCGGUCAAAGCCGCGGCCAAUCAACUCUUCAUCAUCCUCAGACACUGGGACGAGAACCUGCAGCUCAACAUGCUCUGCUAUAACCCCAACAGCAUGUGAGGCCUGACAGGGUAGGGACGAAACUUCAAUCUAUGCUAAACGAGGGUUUUACUCGCCUUGAGUUGUUUUAAUGUUUAUUCUGUGGAUUUCGUUUUAGUUUUAUGAAUAGAAAUUGUAACAGUAUUUCAUCAACCUGAAGGCCAGAAACAUACUCCGCACAGGUAUGUAAACGCCAAUGUAUUGCAAGCAUCCUGUUGUAUAUAUGUAACUUGUUUUCUUGCAUUACUGUAGCAGUAACAAACCUAUAAAAGAUCUGUA